Messenger RNA from Cadophora gregata, 1089 nucleotides. RefSeq lists its product as uncharacterized. NCBI's taxonomy places the organism in Eukaryota, Fungi, Ascomycota, Leotiomycetes, Helotiales, Ploettnerulaceae. The record is from RefSeq and is a predicted model, not a curated record. The coding region runs from base 170 to 640 and encodes 156 amino acids. The transcript is spliced from 2 exons.
GUGAUGUGUGUUGAUACCAACAAAUUGCACCUCUCUCUCGUGUCAUCUCGAGAGGCAGCAUUCGGCCGUUCAAGCGAGAUGAGCUGCUCUCCACCACCAUCACCGUAUCCAAUGAUAAUAGUCUUCACGAGGGCAUACAUUUAACCUCGAUUACUUGGCAGGCGCAGUGAUGUUCUCUCUCGUGCAGCACAGCACAGCACAAACAACACCCACAGCACCGAACAGAGCCAUAUUAUUCAAGACACCGGCCCUCGUGAAAUCCGGCAGCAGUUCGGCCAGUUUCACCAUGGACAGAGGAUCACGAAUCAGCUGUGCAUAUCCAAAUUAUGACUUCACCGUGGAGAAGCGCGCAAAUAAAGAUCUUCAUAUCCUCACAACAAAUCGUGGAAGUAGAAAGUUGAUCUGUGGAGAACUGGAAGUUUAUCUGCUGGUUAUCUUUGGAAGUGCUGCACGAAUCCAGGGGCGAUUUCGAGAUGGUGUGUUGAUGAUUUUGCCACGUUGGGAAAAUGCCGGAAUUUGUUACUGGAGCGAUGGAUGGAUGGAUGUCUGGUUGCCUGAGGCCAAGGCUGUUCCAAUGUGUUGUUUGGGCUCGACUGGGUUGAGCUGCCGAGGCUCUAGUAUAGUAACAUUCGUAGAAUAACCGAUUGCUAAUCCUAUUUAACGUGGAACAAUUCCACUUUUCCUUAUAUAUUACUGCCGCUGACUUUUUUCUUAUAUCCCUAGACUAAGCGAAGUAUAUAUCGGCAAAAGGCAAUAUUUUAGGCCUGUAUAUUUCAGAGGGUGAAAACUAGGUAUUCUUUACCUGAUUCAGUUCUCUAUCGACCUACUCUAGGUUUAUCUUUCCCCGAGAGACUCUAUCUAAGAGCAUCUACUAGGUAUGCGGUGCAAGAACAGAGACAUAUAACCCUGUAAUUGGACUUAUACAGUUUCAGCAGUAUGCCUCGCCUUCCCUCUCGCCCUCUGUGCAUCUUUGGCCUGCUUUCUAGCCUGAUUUACGCUUAUCCCAACCUCCUCGUUAAUCUUAUUCAUCAAGCCAUCCUCUUCAACUUCAUCCAGUGUAAACGCCCCCAAAUUCCCCUGUCUCCACCU